Molecule: messenger RNA, 1956 nt
Organism: Penicillium odoratum
Lineage: Eukaryota; Fungi; Ascomycota; Eurotiomycetes; Eurotiales; Aspergillaceae
Exons: 3
Coding region: 1-1956 (651 amino acids)
Source: RefSeq, a predicted model, not a curated record
AUGCCUCAUCUAAAGGACGAGGAACUGGGAAAGAAGGAUGACGACCACCGAUUUCAACCAGCACGCUCUCGGUCCCUGCCCCAGUGUUCAAAUAUUCCUCGCCCUCGAAGACUGAUUGUUGCCUUGAUUGCUCUCGUGCUGGUCUACCAGUUUUUCAAACAUAUGCCGACCGACCUAAAGCCAGCCCGCGAACGAUAUAACCCAGAGAUCGCACGUUUCAGACAGCAGCAGCAGCACUCUUCAUCUGCAAGUUCAGCGCAGCCCCUUGCGGCGGCACCCCAAAUUGAUAUUUCGUCGGAGGCAGACGCCCAAGGCAGCAAUUAUAAGGGCGAAUUGUAUGAUGGGAAGAUCAAGCUCUAUGAGCUGUCCGGUUCGCUACCCCAAAAUAAACACCCGGAGAAUGCACCCAGUGAUGCUGUGCUAUUCGCUGGAUCCAAUCUCCAUAGCAUCACGGACAUGCUGCCUUUAGCCUGUCGAAUGGCACGCGAACAACGAAAUCAUGUCCACUUGGCCAUAUUCGGAAAGGAAGAGGUUUCAGUUGAAGGAAUUCAACACGUCAAUGGUAUCGUGGAAUCCGAAUGUCCAAUUGUAUGGCAUGAUAGCCGACCGGACUAUGCUGCCCAGUCUACCGAUGCUCGACUGGCUCGGUCUGUCAAAGGUGGUCUUGGAUUUAUUCAAUCUUACAUCGCACCAGAGGUCAUCAUCACACAAAUGAAGGACUGGGAAGACUCUUUCUUCUGGAUUGGACUUGAGCAUCAUAUACAGGAUGCUGCCAUUCCCCAUAUCGCUCUUCCAACUACCUCAAGGGAUAUUAUGUGGAUAGCUACCAUUGAUAGCACUGCUCUUAAAGUCUGGAAUGACGUUCAUGUCGAUCUGGUGGUUCAUGCAUCCCAGUCGCCGGGCUCUCUUAUCAGGCUUGUCCGGUCGCUAGAUGCUGCUGAUUAUUUGGGAUCUACUCCCAGAUUAACCAUAGAUCUUCCGCCGCAAGUGGAUCAUAAAACACUUGACUUCCUGGGGCAUAUCAAUGGCUUAACCCAACUGAAGGAACAGAUCACGCUCCGGCGACGUAUCCAGCCGCACUUUAUGGACCCCGUUGAAUCUUCUCUUCGAACCGUUGAGUCGUUUUAUCCUCUUAACCCGGGGGUGUCUCAUCUGCUCGUGCUAUCUCCACAAACGGAGGUGGCACCGUCCUUCUAUCAUUAUCUGAAGUACAGCAUUUUGGCCUACAAACAGUCUGCUCGGGACCCAGAUUUGACAUCCAAGCUUCUUGGAAUUUCUCUAGAGCUUCCAUCUGCAAAACCUACCAUGAAGGAUGACCCUUUCUUUGCGCCAUUAUCGGAGUCAAAAGCAAAAACAGAGUACAUUCCCUCAUUUCUUUGGCAAGCUCCGAAUAGCAAUGCAGCAUUGUACUUCGGUGAUAAAUGGGCUGAGUUUCAUUCAUUCCUUUCGAGUCGUCUUGACGUUUCAGAAUCCAAAGCAAAUAUUCCUUCUCAAGAGAAGCUCAUCUCCCCGAAAUACCCGGCCUUCAUGGAAUACCUACUGGAAAUGAUGCGGGCCAAAGGAUACUAUAUGCUCUACCCAUCAUUUUCUGGUACCAGGGCAUCAUCCUUGGUGACUGUCCACCAAGACUUAGCCCAGGAGCCCGAGGAGUAUAUACAAGACACAAAACAUGGAGUAUCUGAGGACAACCUCUCCGACGACAUCGAACUAGUAACGCCGGAAAAGACACCAAAUCAAGCAUCGACCAUCACGACACUAUUUGACACUUUUGAGCUGGGCCUUCCAGGCAUGGAAACAUUGCCUCUAAUCUCUUUUGAUGGCGAGAAUUUGGCCCAAGAAAGGCUCACUCAAGUAGCCAAGGAUUAUUCUCAACAAUUUCGAACACACUACGGAGGCUGUUCCAGUAGUCCGGGAGGCGCUGGAUAUUCUGAUGAUCUAUUUUGUCUUGAAGGAUGA